AUGUGCAAUUGUAUCUUGGUGCUUUUGUCGCUUUUAUUCCCACCCCUCCCCGUCUGGAUCAAAUGUGGGAUCUGUUCAGCAGAAUCAUUGAUUAACAUAGCACUUUGUAUCUUGGGUUAUAUCCCAGGUGUGAUUCAUUCUAUUUAUGUGAUAGCCAAAUAUCCAAUACAUUAUGUUGUUUUGGAUGAGGAAGCUCAAGUUUAUAGACGUCAUAAUCAACGUCAAAGAGAUCGUGUUCAAAGCGGUCCACCAAGGGUUAUUAUUAGAGAACGAGUUUCUACACCAAGUAAUGAGCUUUUAGCAAGUGAUUCAAAUGGUCAAUUUUAUGGAUCCACUAGUAAUGAAAACCCACCUGAUUAUGAACAAGUUAUGCAAAAUGAUAAUGGGGUUAAUCAACAAUAUCAAUUGAAAACUUCAAGACGUUAA
Molecule: messenger RNA, 426 nt
Organism: Hansenula ciferrii
Lineage: Eukaryota; Fungi; Ascomycota; Saccharomycetes; Phaffomycetales; Wickerhamomycetaceae
Product: YqaE/Pmp3 family membrane protein
Exons: 1
Coding region: 1-426 (141 amino acids)
Biological process (GO): endosome transport via multivesicular body sorting pathway
Cellular component (GO): fungal-type vacuole membrane; fungal-type vacuole lumen
Molecular function (GO): ubiquitin protein ligase binding
Source: RefSeq, a predicted model, not a curated record